UAUAUUCCCCGGGAGGCCCGUCGCGGUCCCUUCGGCUCUGAGCUGACCCCGAGGAGGGCAGUGUCGUCUGGGCGGCGCUGCGGAGACCUCCACCCAGGACAGCUCCCGCUCCCCGGGCCUGUGCCCUCUUGCCCGCGAGUCCCCGCGCCUCUAGGACUUCUCGGAUCUGAUAUCGUGGGCGGAGGUGCGAGCAGGUCCGGGGAGGGAAGAUUCCAGCGAAGGAGCCGCAUUCGCGAUCAAGAUGAUAGAGGUCCUCACAACAACUGACUCUCAGAAACUGCUACACCAGCUGAAUGCCCUGUUGGAACAGGAGCCGAGAUGCCAGCCAAAGGUCUGCGGCUUGAGACUCAUUGAAUCUGCUUACGAUAAAGGCCUCAGGAUGACUGCAAGACUGAGGGACUUUGAAGUGAAGGAUCUCCUUAGUCUAACUCAGUUCUUCGGCUUCGACACAGAGACAUUUUCUCUGGCUGUGAAUUUACUGGACAGAUUCCUGUCCAAAAUGAAGGUACAGCCCAAGCACCUUGGGUGUGUUGGACUAAGCUGCUUCUACCUGGCUGUAAAAUCAAUAGAAGAGGAAAGGAAUGUCCCAUUGGCAAGUGACUUGAUCCGAAUAAGCCAGUAUAGGUUCACUGUUUCAGACCUGAUGAGAAUGGAGAAGAUUGUAUUGGAGAAAGUGUGUUGGAAAGUCAAAGCUACUACUGCCUUUCAAUUUCUGCAACUCUAUUAUUCACUCAUUCAAGAGAACUUGCCAUUUGAAAGGAGGAAUAGCCUUAAUUUUGAAAGAUUAGAAGCUCAACUUAAGGCAUGCCACUGCAGGAUCCUAUUUUCUAAAGCAAGGCCUUCUGUGUUGGCAUUGUCUAUCAUUGCAUUGGAGAUCCAAGCACAGAAGUGUGUAGAGUUAACAGAAGUCAUAGAAUGUCUUCAGAAACAUUCCAAGAUAAAUGGCAGAGAUUUGACCUUCUGGCAAGAGCUCGUAUCCAAGUGUUUAACUGAAUAUUCAUCAAACAAGUGCUCCAAACCAAAUGUUCAGAAGUUGAAAUGGAUUGUUUCUGGGCGGACUGCACGGCAAUUGAAGCAUAGUUACUACAGAAUAACCCACCUCCCAACAAUUCCUGAAACGGUUCCUUAAUUGGAUUAUUACAGCAACAAAAACUUCUCUGAAGCCUUUCGCCACAAUCCUGAAGGAUGGAUUCCAUAAUGUUAUAGUGGAUUUAAGCUGUGAAUCCUCAAAACAUCGUAACUGGAUUAGCAUUGAUGUUCUCAGAUUUGGGAAAACUGCCUAAUUAACAUUAUGCUAUAGUGGAAUUAUGCUUAAAUUUGAAUUCAGCUGAGGCAUACAAACAAAGCCAAGUCCAUAAUGUGAAAUGUUAAUGAAAAGUCUGGGAAGGUAAACUGUGAAUCUUCAUUUCUAACAUUGAUCCAACUUUCUAUAUUGGGUCAGUAUAUUUAGGAGGUAUUAAAAAUGGUAACCUACUUAAUUUAAAUUUUAAAUUAUGAGGUUUACAUCAAAACCAAUAUUUCAUAAAUGCACUUUUAAGACAUUAUAAGGGUCACUAUUUUAGGCAGUGAAUAUGGUUUCUUAGCACCCAUAAUGCAAGUAAUAGAUGAUUCAGAGAUGUGGACUUGAUUGCUACAUGGGAAUUACAUUCAUUUUAUAUAAAGCAAAACUACAUACCUGUUAAUCUUGGAGUAUUAUCUUUAACAUUUUUUUCUAUAAGACAGGUGAUAUUUGUGUCCAGGGAAAAAAGUUUUUAUGCAAAAUGUAUAGUCACAUUGAGAAAAUUCGUUUUAUUGUACUAGUGACUCGAAUUAACAUCACUCUGAAAACGUGCUCAUUUAACACUCCAGAAGUUUUUACUAAGGACUGUUUUUAUAAAACUGCCAUUGCUUCUAAUUUACAACUCUGUUUAAAAUGAAGGGAAUAUACUUUCACUAAUUUUCCCUACUGUGCCAACAGAAGGUCUUAAGUAAAUACCCAUCUUUAUAAUCAUGAGGUUGCUGAGGUAGUGUUCAGGACUUGCUAGUAAGUCAGUGAAUAUAAGGAGAUCUACAGUGUUAGAAGUGUUAUAAACCACUCAGUGCAAUGUGUAGCCUGAGUCCAUCCAAGAUGAUUGUGCCCAAUGUUGACAUCAUGUUAUGAAUAAAUAUGCACUGGAAAAUAAACCAAAGAACCACAGUAUAUCUCAUACUUUUGUAAACAAUAUGUUUUGUAGGUAACUUUUCAGUUUUCCCAAAAGGCUGAUACAUUUCAAUAUUUUAAUUACAUCCAUGUUAAUUCUGAGUUUGCAGAGGUAACCUAACCAACUACCAUUGUGUUUUAGUACUAAGGGGGAUAUACAUUUCAAUAAAGUGAUUGAAAUGCA
Messenger RNA from Myotis brandtii (Brandt's bat), 2363 nucleotides. RefSeq names its product cyclin G1 (gene CCNG1). Gene Ontology annotation, biological process: regulation of cyclin-dependent protein serine/threonine kinase activity; mitotic cell cycle phase transition. Gene Ontology annotation, cellular component: nucleus; cytoplasm; cyclin-dependent protein kinase holoenzyme complex. NCBI's taxonomy places the organism in Eukaryota, Metazoa, Chordata, Mammalia, Chiroptera, Vespertilionidae. The transcript has 7 exons. The coding region runs from base 242 to 1129 and encodes 295 amino acids. Gene Ontology annotation, molecular function: cyclin-dependent protein serine/threonine kinase regulator activity. The record is from RefSeq and is a predicted model, not a curated record.